Molecule: messenger RNA, 1151 nt
Organism: Zea mays
Lineage: Eukaryota; Viridiplantae; Streptophyta; Magnoliopsida; Poales; Poaceae
Exons: 1
Coding region: 25-732 (235 amino acids)
Source: RefSeq, a predicted model, not a curated record
GUCUCCUGGUCGGGCUCUCGUUCUAUGCCUGAUGCCGCUGUUCCCUGGUGCUCCCUGCUCGGUCCCUGCCCAGCGCCUGACUACAGCUCCAGCUCGCGGCGUCCCCUCUGCUUAGCCAGGAUUGUCGUGCCUCUGCUCCCUGGUUUUCCCUACGCGCGAGCUCGCUGGUGUUGCCCCUGCUCCGCUUGGCCGCGUCCCCCUCAGUCCACCACUCUGCUCGGCCAUGGAAGACACGCCGCACCCUGGUUCCAGCUCGCGAUACUCCCUGCACGCCGGAGUCGCCCAGCUCGGCCACCUACCUCCCUAUGCGCGACCUCCUCUAGCUCCCUGUUUCUCCAGAGUGUCUUCCUCUGUUGGCUCGCCGGCUUCCUGCUCCCUGCUCACCCAGCGCACGCUUCUCCUUGUGUGCUGUGCCUGCGUGCUGCUCGCCCUAGCUCCCAGCCAUGGCGUCGGCCAAAGCUCCUGCGCGUUAUGUGCCCAGCUCCCUUUUCCGCGUAUGCGCGCUUAGCUCGCUUUCCUGCGCACCCAGCGUUCUGCUCCCGCUCGUCCCUGCGCGCCAAGCUCCUUGCGCGGUCCUUCCUUGAGCUCGGUCCUGCGCUUUUCCUUUCUCUGUGCUCGUGCUCGCCGUGCCGUGAGUCACUGGCCAGCAGUCCAGCUCGCUUCAGAAUCAAUCUCGUCGUCGUUCCGCGCGUCAGCAAGAAAUCUCAAGAGUUGGGUGAAGUCGGAGGCUAACAGCAUGGUAUUCACCAUGUGCGCGACAGGAAGCUCGAGCCAGGAUUUAUCCGCAUUCGUACGAGUAUUGGGUCGCGUUUGAUACUGGUGAGCCGAUUUAUAAUUUUUGUAAGUUUAUUUAAUGAUUGGAUUAACUAGAAUUAUUAAUCGUAAUAAUCUUCGUAUUUAGCGCAGGCGUAUUGUGGUAGUAUUAAAAAUAAGUAAAGUACGAUGGGUUUAGUAAUGCGAAAGGUGUAUUAAUUUAGGUGAUAUCUGGGCGAAGUAACGACGUAAAGGAUAGAUUUAGUGUUUUAUACAACUACCUGAUGAAUUUUGUCGUUGUCAAUUGCAUUAAAUAAAUAACAUAAAGAGAUGUUUGAUUAAUUGUUGAUAUGUAAAAUAUGUAAGGAGUGAAAUAAAAUUAAAAUAGUUCCUUGUGA